Pogonomyrmex barbatus (red harvester ant) is the source of this 2274-nucleotide messenger RNA. Its product is annotated as G protein-coupled receptor moody. Lineage: Eukaryota; Metazoa; Arthropoda; Insecta; Hymenoptera; Formicidae. Gene Ontology annotation, molecular function: G protein-coupled receptor activity. Gene Ontology annotation, cellular component: membrane. The record is from RefSeq and is a predicted model, not a curated record. Gene Ontology annotation, biological process: G protein-coupled receptor signaling pathway.
AAUUUUACCGAACCCGUCUCGUUUGCAUAUCCGUCCGAUCCAUUAAUUCUAUUUUCUCUUUUCUAUGUCCUCGCCGCUACUUGGAUUUGGAAGAUAAAUUCGAGAUAAAUGUCACUGUAAAGGGAGGUCUUCUCGUUAGAUUUCGUUAUCGUGGAUACAUCAUUGACGGUAUCAAGAAACUGCAACAAAAACACAGAAACAAAAUUUAUAGUUUCCUAGAAGAAACCACUCGAGAAAGAGAGACAGAACAAAUCUGCAAUGCCAAGACCAGGAUGAGAAACCGGCAAGAAGAAGAAUAAGUCACGGAGACACGGCUAACGUCAUCCCGGUUUUAGUGGGAAGAGAUCAUCACAAAGAUCUCGAAUCAUUACCUGAUAAUUGCCAUCGAUGAGUUAUAUUUUUUGCUUCUGCAAAGAUGCUGGAGUACUGGUGGAUGGCGAACAACGAAACUGGCCGCAACCACAGCGACGAGGCGACGAUUGAGGAGAUGCUGCAGGAUCCAGGGUCGGUGAUCCUCUUCGUUGAUUAUUCACGAUGGCUGCUGUGCUUCGCCGCUGCUUGCUGCAUCCUCUUCAUGCUGGUCGGCAUUCCGGGAAAUCUUAUCACGGUGAUCGCAUUAUUUCGUACCAAAAAGUUGAGGAAUGCCACCGCAGUCUUCAUCAUGAAUCUGUCGAUAUCAGACUUGAUGUUCUGCUGCUUCAAUCUACCACUCGCGACUUCAACGUUCUGGCACAGAUCAUGGCUACACGGACCACUCCUGUGUCGGCUGUUUCCGCUCUUGAGAUACGGCCUCGUUGCAGUUAGCCUCUUCAGCGUUCUCGCGAUCACGAUCAAUCGCUACGUCAUGAUCGGUCAUCCCGGCCUUUAUCCCACAUUGUACAAAACGAGAUACCUAAUACCGAUGGUCCUGGCGAUAUGGAUCAUCGCUUUCGGCCUAUUGAUCGUUACGUGGUUCGAACGAUUUGGACGUUUCGGAUUGGAUCCUGUUGUCGGAUCCUGUUCGAUCCUACCGGAUGUGAACGGGCGCAGUCCAAAGGAAUUUCUCUUCGUUCUCGCGUUUUUAAUACCCUGCCUCGCCAUUAUCGUUUGCUACGCCAGAAUUUUCUACAUUGUCCGCGAAACUGCUUCGAAGAGUAGAGGCAGAGACAAGAUCUUCAACAUAGAACCUGCGGAAAUCAGCAAUGAUCAACCGUCCACAAGAAAUCAAGAACGAGAACUCUCUGUCUUCUCUGCUCCUUCCUCAUCGAUGCAAAUGGGUCUUCUUAAUCCAGACGAAGGAAUGGAUCUCGAACUACCGUCCACAUCCGCUAACGAAGACUCAUGGUCUAAGCAGUCGAUCCAAGAUCAACAAGAAACGAAUUUCACGACAAGAUUGCAAAUAGACGACCCAACAACAAAUCUCGACAUUCGCUCUAAUUCAAACGUCGACAGUGGUUGCGACGUUCCUCAUAUCAGCCUAUCGGAGGAUUUCUCAUUUGUGGAUGAUUGUGAGAUCGAGAAAACGGACUUCGCGGAAACGGGACUCUUUCUGAACAGGGAUCAGCGCGAGCCGCAGCGGAAAUUGUCAGAAAAUUCCUGCGACCGAUCGGCAAAGUCGACCGAUCGAGCGUCCCUCGUGAUGGGAUCGCAAGGAUCAUUGCAGAGGCUCCCUGGUGAACGCUCGGAUCGAUCGAAUUCGAAAUCGCCAGAGCGAUCCUGCGCGAGGAGAGCAUUUCGCAGACAGUCGAAAUUCAAGAGCAUCGGAAACGUGCGCAAUGGCGGCGAUUAUUCCGCGCCUAGGAUGUCUGCCAAAGACCGGAAGUUGCUGCAGAUGAUUCUCGUGAUAUUCGCAUCGUUUCUGGUGUGCUAUCUGCCGAUUACCGUCACGAAGCUUUUUCAAAAUACGGUUAACUGGCGGGGUUUCAAUAUCGCCGGCUACAUACUCAUCUAUCUGACAACCUGCAUCAAUCCCGUCAUCUACGUCGUGAUGAGCUCUGAAUACAGGAGCGCGUACAAAUACGUGCUAUUGUGUAAGAGAGAGCAAGGAACGAACAAAAGAAGAUUGCCUGGUUAGGGCAAUAACCAGUUGAAAACCGGUCUAAAUAAAUAAUUAUAUGGAGCAGUUUUGCUGAAGUAUUUAAAAAUUUCAUCGAAUCCAGAUCUGAAAAUAAUUUUCUUGGAUCAUCAAAAUAGUUGUAACAUUCAAAUUGGUUGCUAGACUAUAAAAAAAUUAUUAUCAUCAUAUUCUUCUUUUCUUCUCUUCUUCAAAGAAGAAGAUCAUAUUUAAGCGUUCUA